Messenger RNA from Lactuca sativa (garden lettuce), 3403 nucleotides. It is a transcript of the gene MRH2, whose product is annotated as Armadillo/beta-catenin repeat family protein / kinesin motor family protein. Gene Ontology annotation, biological process: spindle elongation; mitotic spindle assembly; microtubule-based movement. The record is from RefSeq and is a predicted model, not a curated record. Gene Ontology annotation, cellular component: mitotic spindle; spindle microtubule. Gene Ontology annotation, molecular function: microtubule binding; ATP binding; plus-end-directed microtubule motor activity. NCBI's taxonomy places the organism in Eukaryota, Viridiplantae, Streptophyta, Magnoliopsida, Asterales, Asteraceae.
CCAUAGAAAUGGAAGGCGGGAACGUACACACCACACACCACACACGCACGACCGCCGUCCAGCCGGCCGGCCGGAGUUUCAACGGGCAAAUAUUCUCUCUCUCCCUGUCACAAUCACGAGUAAUUGUUUAUGCUUGGCACACUGUUACAAUCGUGCCGGCCUCACUCCUUCUGCCAGAAUGCUGAACAAUGGUAGUAGUAAGCAUGAGAAACAGCAUGUUACGCCACCGCCUUCUGCUAGAACUGUUGGCAGCGGAGGUGCUCCCUCCGUUCGCUCUAAAACACCGUCUUCUUCCGCUUCCAGACGUUCUGUUACCCCCAAUUCUCGUUCUCACACUCGGCAGAGCGACGACGACGCAGAACCUGGAAGAGUGAGAGUUGCUAUUAGACUACGACCAAAAAACACAGAGGAUCUUUCAGAUGCUGAUUUUUUCGACUGUGUAGAACUUCAACCUGAGCUUAUGAAACUGAAGUUGAAGAAAAACAAUUGGAGUUCCGACUCUUACAGAUUCGAUGAAGUAUUUACAGAAUCUGCUUCUCAAAAGCGUGUCUAUGAGGCAGUAGCAAAACCUGUAGUUGAGGGUGUGUUGAAUGGGUAUAAUGGAACAAUUAUGGCGUAUGGUCAAACAGGAACUGGCAAAACUUAUACACUUGGCAAAUUGGGAAAGGAUGAUGCAUCUGAGAGAGGAAUUAUGGUUAGGGCUUUGGAGGACAUCAUUGCUAGUGCAUCUCCAGCAUCUGAUAGUGUGGAAAUGUCCUAUCUACAGAUCUAUAUGGAAAGUGUUCAAGAUUUACUUGCUCCAGAAAAAGUCAACAUUCCAAUUGUUGAUGAUCCAAAAAACGGGGAAGUCUCAGUGCCUGGUGCAGCAGUUGUCAAGAUUCAAAAUCUUGACCAUUUUUUGCAUUUACUACAAAUUGGAGAAGCAAAUCGGCAUGCAGCAAACACAAGAAUGAACACUGAAUCUUCUCGUAGCCAUGCAAUUCUUAUGGUAUCUGUUAGAAGAUCUGUUAUUGAUAAAGAAGAAAACGACACAUCUUUUCAAGGGAAAGAUGAUACAAGUGUGUUAGUUGGUGGCCAUGUGAUACCAACUGUUCGAAAAAGCAAGCUGCUUAUAGUUGAUCUUGCAGGUUCUGAACGCCUGGACAAAUCUGGGAGUGAAGGUCACUUGGUUGAAGAGACAAAAUUUAUAAAUCUUUCUCUUAGUUCCCUUGGAAAAUGUAUAAAUGCAUUGGCUGAAAAUAGCCCUCAUAUACCAACAAGAGAUUCUAAGCUAACAAGAUUGCUUCGUGACUCUUUUGGAGGCUCUGCAAGAACAUCUCUAAUAGUAACAAUUGGGCCAUCUUCUAGAUACCAUACAGAAACUGCAAGCACCAUAAUGUUUGGGCAAAGGGCCAUGAAAGUAGUAAACUAUGUAAAGUUAAAAGAAGAGUUUGAUUAUGAAAGUUUGUGUCAUAAACUUGAGAAUCAAAUUGAUAUACUCACAAAGGAGGUGGACAGACAACAAAAAUCCAAAGCAGACAACACAUUAAGAUUGGAGAAUAAUCUUAAAGAGUGCCAAAAUAGCUUUGAGGAAGCUCAAAAGUCAUUAAUUGCAAGGUGUGAGGUGUUAGAGAAGGAUAAAUCUCAACUGGAAUUAGAAAUGAAAGAUGUUUUAAAGGAAUUGAAUUUUCAAAAAGAUCAGAAUGAGAUAGUUUGUAAAGAAGUUGAGCGUCUAGAAAGAAGCUUGAAGCAUUGCGAGAAAUAUGAGGUUGAAACAUCAACAUACCAGAAAGUACUUGCAGACACAACACAAAUGUAUGAGAAGAAAAUAUCCGAAUUAAUGUCACAGUUAGAUGAUGAACGAGAAAGGUCAAACAACAUUGACCAACAGUUAAAUUCAAUGAAAAAUCUACUAAGUGGUCAUGAAAAGUCAAUGGAGCAAUAUGAGAUUGAAUGUUCUACAUACCAAAAGGCACUUGCAGAAACCACUCAGAUGUAUGAGAAAAGAAUUAUGGAGCUGGUUAUACAAGUGGAGGAUGAACAUGAAAGAUAUGUUGGUUUGGAAGAUGACAUGAUUUCAUUAAAGAAAGCUUCAAGUGAUCAUCAUAGUUCACUACAAGAGAUUGACACUCUCAGAAAGGAACUACAAGAAAUGUCUCAGCUUCAUGAAGCAGCUCUUGAUGAACUUGAGUUAGUGAAAACAGAAUAUAAAAGUUUAUCAUCAGAGAAGGAUAAAUUAAGCAAUGAACUUUUCACUGUAAGAGAAGCCCUUUCACUUGAGGAGAAACGAAGGAAGGCAGUUGAAAAAGAGCUAAGUAGUAUAAAAAAUGCAGUACCCGAAAGCGAGGAUGACUUUGAGGACAAGAGACCUUCCAUGAAAGAAAAUAUUGCACGAGGAUCAACAAAUGGGGCCCCCUUGGGUCUACACAAUUCAAACAAAUCAAGAGAAUCAAAUUCUUUUCAGCGUACCACUAUAGCUAAGAUAUGUGAAGAAGUUGGGCUUCAAAAGAUAUUGGCACUAUUGCAAUCUGCUGAUUUAGAUGUCCAAACACACGCAGUGAAAGUGGUGGCAAAUCUUGCUGCUGAAGAUAUAAAUCAGGAAAAAAUUGUACAAGAAGGUGGUCUAGAUGCACUGCUGAUUCUAUUAAGAACCUCCCAGAAUACAACGCUACUUAGGGUUGCUUCUGGAGCCAUUGCAAAUCUUGCAAUGAAUGAACUGAAUCAAGGAUUAAUUAUGGGUAAAGGAGGUGCUGCUUUACUAGCACAUACAUCAUCAAAAACAGAUGAUCCUCAAACUCUCAGAAUGGUAGCUGGAGCAAUUGCAAAUUUAUGUGGAAAUGAAAAGUUACAUUUACUGCUGAUUGAACAAGGAGGUGUUAGAGCACUUUUGGGGAUGGUUAGAUCUGGAAAUAAUGAUGUCAUCGCUCAGGUGGCUCGGGGAUUAGCAAAUUUUGCUAAAUGUGAAACUCGAGCAAUAACUCAAGGACACAAGGAAGGUCGUUCUCUUUUAAUGGAUGAUGGUGUCCUUUCAUGGUUGCUUGCAAACUCAAAUACUUCCUCAAUAUCAACCCGCCGUCACAUUGAACUUGCUCUUUGUCAUUUAGCACAAAAUGAGGAUAAUACUAGGGAUUUUGUGACAAGUGGAGGAGUUAAACAACUUGCCAGAAUUUCGGUGGAAUCGAGUAGAGAUGAUAUUCGUAGCUUGGCAAAGAAGAUAUUGAGAUUGAAUCGCGCAUUUCAAGCAGAGGUGCAACACGGAUAGUGCAAGGUUAAUUUAGUCAUUCUGAUGAAAUAAUGUACAUUAACAAUGAGUUGUGUAAUGAUAUUGUAACUUGAUUGUGUAAAAUACUAUACUUGUUGUCUAUUGUAUAGAACAAAAAACCAUUGCAAAAUUAUGUUAAUCUAAUGAUUUAGGUCAUAUGUA